AUGACUCCACUCAUUUAUGCUUCAUAUGAAGGACAUCUGGAAGUUGUUCAUUAUUUGAUCUCAAUUAGAGCAGAUUUAGAAGCCAAAGAUCAACAUGAAAAUACUGCACUAAUAUGGGCAUCGUUUAAAGGUCAUCUUGAUGUUGUCACAUACCUUCUUACUGCUGCAGCAAAUUUUGAAGCAUGGAGUAAUGAAGGAUUUACUCUACUCAUUGAUGCAUCUUCAAACGGUAAACUUUGUGUUGUUCAAUAUCUUGAUACAUAA
This is a messenger RNA of Trichomonas vaginalis G3, 264 nucleotides long. Its product is annotated as ankyrin repeat protein family. Gene Ontology annotation, molecular function: protein binding. The record is from RefSeq and is a predicted model, not a curated record. The transcript has a single exon. The coding region runs from base 1 to 264 and encodes 87 amino acids. NCBI's taxonomy places the organism in Eukaryota, Parabasalia, Trichomonadida, Trichomonadidae.